Molecule: messenger RNA, 10164 nt
Organism: Colletotrichum karsti
Lineage: Eukaryota; Fungi; Ascomycota; Sordariomycetes; Glomerellales; Glomerellaceae
Product: PKSN polyketide synthase for alternapyrone biosynthesis protein
Exons: 9
Coding region: 1-10164 (3387 amino acids)
Biological process (GO): fatty acid biosynthetic process
Molecular function (GO): phosphopantetheine binding; fatty acid synthase activity; 3-oxoacyl-[acyl-carrier-protein] synthase activity
Source: RefSeq, a predicted model, not a curated record
AUGGAAUCGGCUACGCUGCUUGAAGUCCCUCUUACAAUUACCCGACCACCUCACCAGCAUCACUUCUACACCGAAAAGCCGGGGCUGCAAACGGAGACCGACCAUGGCAUCAUUUCCAAACUGACCCCGACUCAGAGAGUCAUUGUGGAGUGUUUGGAAGAGAGAUGCCCCUUUGUCUCGAUUUCCGAAAGCCUUCUUGACAGCGACUUGACACAAAUCCUGCAAAAUGGCGGCCUGGACAGUCCGGGCAUGCUGAUAUUCAAGGCGAACCUGGAAGCACGGCUAUCUUUGAAAUCCCCAAUACCAAUCACAUCCCUCCUCCGGGCGCAAACCAUACGGGCGCUGGAAACCGAGAUCAUGAAACUGUCAAUAGCAAGCAACCGCGAACUACUGCUUCCGUUCACCACCACAGGAAGCCAGACACCGCUCUUUCUUUUUCCGCCAGGGGGCGGUGAGCUACACUGCUGGAUCGAGCUGGUUCGCCACUUUCACGACCGGCCUCUGUACGGCCUCAGACUGCGCGGGUUGCAGCCCGGCGAGAAGGCCUUUGGAAGCAUGGAUGAGAUGGUGAGAUGCUUCUUCGAUGAGAUACGACAGGUCCAGCCGCGGGGGCCCUACGCCCUUCUGGGCAUGUGCUUUGGCGGAAACAUCGCGUUCGAGGUGGCCAAGGCAUUGGAAGCUGUAGGAGAGGUCGUGGCCUUUGUCGGCGGUAUUGACAAUGCGCCGAACAUCCUACAAAUGAGCUUCGCCACGCUGCGCUUCUUCAUCGUCGACCUACUAUCGACAAGACGACUGAUCACGCCUUCGGAAGCCAGUCUGCUGAAGAAGGAAAUGCGCGACCAGGACCCCGCCUUAUUUCCGCGACUGGUGAUGCGUAGGUUCCGCACACGCCUCCAGGCUGCCGGCGUGACUCGCGAGAGACUCGAAUCCUGGCACCGGGUCUUUUGCGGCACCGUCCAUAUGGCUCAGGGGUAUGUCCCGCACGGCAAGAUCGCCAACUACACGUCCUUUUGGGCACAUCCCCUGGAGGACUGGGGUGUUUCGAAGGAGGAGUGGGAGACACGCGUUCGGGAAUGGGGGUGUUUCGCUGAGUCGUCUUCGUUCAAUUUUGUUGUGGGUAAUCACUAUACGGCCUUGACAAAGGAUCAUGUCCAAGACUUCAAGGCAGUGUUGGAUGACAAAUUACAGAGCACGAAUCUGUGUUCAGGAGUUGGCGGUGAAGCCUUUGGCCAGGAAACGGAUCUAAACAUCAGCACCUUUGACCACAUCUCAGCAUCGAAACCGACGUCGACCAGGACAACUUCGUUACAAGAUGCCAGCUCGGACAGCAUGGACUUGGAGCUCGAGAGCUUUAUGAAUACCGACUUCGACUUUGACAUCGACGUCGACGUCGACAUGAUGAUGCACCUCGACACUUCCACAGACCAGCAGGUAACAAUACUGCCGACUCCUUCACAAGUCGAGGUGCCGACGAAACCGCCAUCAUCCAUCGUUGGGCAGCUCGAGGACGCCUGGGAACGGGUCAAGUCUGGAACCUCGGAAUUGCAAAGCAUCAUUGGUGCCAUUGUCCCAGGACGCAGCUGCUCAUCAUCGUCCGGCAGCUAUUGUCCCUGUCCAAGUCUGAUAGGCAGACUUCAGCUGUUCGCCUCCCACUCGAGACUGGCGCCACACGCAUGUAUCAUGAAAGACCGGGCUGCUGAUCGUCGGUCGCAAAGCCGGCUACCCUUGGACCUUCUGCUUUUUCUCGACGAGGUCGUGUACCAGACCAUCUCGACCGUGUUAUCGUGUGGAGUCUGCAGCAGGGAGCCUCGCGUGCGCCUCACGCUGUACCUCCACGUCGACUGGUUGGCUGAUGUAUUGAGGGGCACGUUGGAGACGGACCUUUUAAGAUCCUCGUCAUCACAUAAAGGGCUUGAGGCUGUCAGGACAACACAGCUGGGUGCUCCUUUGGCAAGUACAGUCAGUUCGGACAAGGAUGUAAACCUGGCAUCGAAGACAGGCAUGAGGAAACAAGAUGACAUUAAGGAUGACGGCGUGGAACGCGACUGGGAAUACGAGACGAACCGUCUCCAACUCGGAUCUUUCAGUUUGGAGGGGGAGCUCUGGCAGAUUUGUAUCCGGGAACUCCUCAAGACGCGGCUCAACCGUCUUUCCCGAACAGUGGAACGGAUACGCGGAGGCAGAGAUAGAGUCACACUUAACUCGCCAUCGAAUCUCAAUGCUCUCUCUCAGACACUCGUUCAUCAACUUUGCGCCGUUCUCCGUUACCUCGAUAAUGCCGGCGCAGGGGUAGCAGCAAUUGUGCUGACCGGGUCAUCGGCGGCCCGAUCCUUCUCGUCUGGAUUCGACAUCGCCGAGCUCGAAGAGCUAACCGCAACCGAAGCCAUCGCAAAGCUGAACACCCUCCUCGCUACAGUCGAGGGGCUUUCCGUGCCGGUGAUUACCGCAGUGUCCGGGAUUGCCUUCGGCGGCGGGUGCGAGCUGGCCCUGGCGUGCGACGUGAUUUACACCACUGCCGAUGCGCGCUUCGCUCUCCCCGAGGUCAAGCUGGGUCUGAUACCGGCGGGUGGAGGUUUACGGCUGUUAUCCAAGCUAGUUGGGCCGGGGAGAGCUGCGGAUCUAAUAUUGACGGGGCGGGAGUGGACCGGGACAGACGCCGAGAGAUGGGGGAUCGCAACACACUGUUUUGAUGAUCGUGAUUCUUGUUUGGCGAUCUGCGCAACAUCGGGUCAUUUCCUGGACGAUGUGUCCGGUUUUGACGCCCCGUUCUUCUCCAUCACAGCAAACGAGGCUGCGGCCAUGGACCCAAUGCAACGGCUGGGUCUGGAGAUUGCCUAUGAAGCGUUUGAGAACGCUGGAAUUCCCAUGCAGAAACUUGCCAAAAGCACCACGGCUGUGUAUAGCGGGGUUAUGACGAACGACUACCAGAUGCUGGCCGAGGCCGACCCGUACCGGCUUGGAGUGAAUUCUGCGGCCGGGACCGGUAGAGCCAUGCUAUCGAACCGGAUAUCGUGGUUCUUCGAUCUUCAAGGUCCCAGUCUUACUAUCGACACGGCCUGUUCUUCAAGUUUGUAUGCCGUACACCUUGCCUGUCAGUCGAUACGGAUGGGCGAGUCUGAUCAAACGCUGGUGACGGGACAGAACCUCAUCUUGAACCCUACACUCUACUCUCAGCUCUCAGGCAUGCACAUGACCAGUCCUGAUGGUAUCAGCCACUCAUUCGACGCGUCAGCAAACGGAUAUGGGCGCGGAGAAGGCAUCGCCGGUCUGGUGCUGAAACGUCUUUCUUCCGCGCUUGCCGACGGAGACGUGAUCCGGGCCGUGAUCCGGGCGACAGGCGUCAAUUCGGACGGAAAGACGCCCGGAAUCACUGUGCCGAGUGAAGAUGCCCAGGCCGAGUUGAUACGGAGGGUGUACGAGAGAGCAAACUUAGAUAUGGCACGAACCGCCUACUUUGAAGCACAUGGCACCGGAACACCAAAAGGAGACCCGAUCGAAGUACGCGCCAUACGCGCGACGAUCGCUGCUGCUCGAAAGCUUCACGACGUGGGUCCGUUGUACGUAGGCAGUGUGAAGCCCAACAUCGGCCACACCGAAGGCUGUGCCGGUCUGGCAGGCCUCAUCAAGGCGGUGCUGUGUCUUGAAUCCGGCGUGAUCCCGCCCGUCGCCGGCCUCCGCACGAUCAACCCGGAGCUGCUCGAGCCCGGUUCAGAUCUGACCUUCCCGAUCGCCGCCACCCCGUGGCCAAGCACGGAGCUGAGGCGGGCGAGUAUCAACUCGUUUGGGUUUGGAGGCGCAAACGCACACGUCGUUCUCGAUGACGCCCGACAUUAUCUCGAGGAAAGCCAGAGCAACGGGCGACACAUCACCAGGGCUGCUGACGAGGUUACCAUCUCUUGUGAACAUCGGACCACCAAACCCGCGCUUAAUGACGAGGACAACGACGAGGCGGAAGUUUGCCAGAUGCUAUUCGUUCUGUCGUCCUUCGACCGCAAGGGCCUCGGACGGAAUGCCAAAGCUCUCGGGGCUUUCCUAGCCGAGCAUAAGACAACAAGUCUGACAUCGUUGGCUCACAUCCUGGCGGUAAAGAGAACGGCUCACACAUUCCGCAGCUUCGCCAUCGCGGGCACUCGGGAGGAGCUGGUAUCGAGGCUCUUGACCGGCAAAGACAACCCAGCACCGCCGGUCGAACUCCGUUCCUCUCAGAACAGGCGCCUCGUUUUCUUGUUCACCGGCCAAGGUGCCCAGAGACCGGGCAUGGCGAAGGAACUCCUGGCCAGCUGCCCCGUGUUCCGAGCAAGUAUCGCAAGCAGCCAGAAAUAUCUGCGGCGCUUGGGGUGUGUUUGGGACCUUGCCGAUGUACUCGUCUACGCGAAAGCCGAGACCCUGAACGACGCAAGGUAUUCACAACCGGUUUGCACCGCGGUGCAGAUUGCCUUGGUCCAGCUUCUCCGGCAUUGGGGCGUGGUCCCGUCGGCAGUGAUCGGCCACUCGUCCGGAGAGCUCACAGCGGCGUUCGCGGCCGGGGCCGUCUCUCACGAAGACGCUAUGCGCGUGGCCUACUAUCGUGGCUUCCUGGCUACCAAGGUCUGCUCUCUGGUGGGACGGCCCGGUGCGAUGCUCGCCGUUGGUAUGUCCGAGAAGGACGCCAGCCGGUUCCUCGCAGAGAACUGGCUGGAUCACGAUGUCAUGGUAGCAUGCGUCAACAGUCCCAGCAGUGUGACGCUUUCGGGUCCAUCCACUGCCAUCUCCCAAGCCGAGGAGGCCUUCUGCAAAGCUGGACAUUUCGCUCGGGCGUUGCGCACGGGAGGUGUCGCAUACCACUCGCCUGAUAUGAAGGUCGUCGGUGACGAGUUCAUCCGCUGCUUAGGCCCGUUGCGGUCCUCCCGGAAUCGGUGCCUACAAGUGCCCAUGUACUCAUCCGUGACGGAGUCCCGGGUUACAGAUGCCGGAACGUUGACCGCGGCGUAUUGGCACGAGAACAUGACUUCGCCGGUCCGCUUCGCCGGUGCCAUGCACAAUCUCCUUCUCUCCCUACGGGACCCGAACACGCCCGAGUCCUCUCCCGGCCUGCAGGACUGCACCGUUCUGGAGAUUGGACCUGCAAAGGCGCUCGCCGGACCGGUUGGCCAGAUCAUGAGUAACAUGGACGUGUCUCAGAGGCCUGAAAGCAUCCGAUAUCUCUCGAUGUUGUCAGCCAAGGAAGACUCAUGUCUGUCUACCCUGACCGCUGCCGGGAUGCUCUGGUCUAUUGGCGUGCCCAUCGACUUGGACAAAGCAAACGACCUGACUUCUCUCGACCACCAGCUCCAGCUUUCGGAGCUACCUCUUCUACCCUCAUAUGCAUGGAACCACGACAAAUCAUACUGGCACGAUGCCAUGCCGGCUCUGGUCGGUAUCCAGGGGGACAAUACCCCUCGCAUCGAUCUUCUCGGCGUACCCAAGUUGCCAAGAAAUCCCUUUGAGCCGGCAUGGCAGAACGUGGUGCGAACUAAUGAGCUUCCCUGGCUUGCCGACCACGUUGUCGAUGGAGCGGCGCUGUUUCCUGCGGCGGGAUACCUCGCCAUGGCUAUCGAGGCCGUCCGCAGUCUCGGUCGAGAGCGGAACCAGGCUUUCCACGGCAUCGAGCUCCUGGACGUCAAGUUCGAGAACAGUCUCGUCGUCAGCAAAGACACGGAAGACGUGAACCAAAAGGGGCAAAGCAUCGCCUUGACGUUGAAGCCAGAUGCACACGAUGAUUGGGUGUUCGAGUUCGCCGUCUACGCAGUUUCACCCGUGGCCGAACAAUGGCGAAGACUUGCCGUGGGCACUGUCGUCGGCAUCAUUGCCGAAAAGACGGUUGAGAAUGAGCCUGCGGGUUUCGAGCAGCAGGAACGGGAGAGACAGUGGCACGAUGAGCAGCGUCCUCGUCUGGAAAAUAUCAAAAAGGCGGCCAAAAAGCACGUCGAUGUGGAGGCGUUCUAUGCCCAUCUUGCCAGCAUCGGCCUAGAGUACGGACCGACGUUUCGAGGGCUACACUCCAUCCGCUGCGCAACUGACAUCGAGCCUCAAGGACACUCGAAGGCCUUUGGAGAGUGCGUCGUGCCGGAUUCGCGGUCCGUCAUGCCCGAGUCUUACGAACACGACUACCUCAUCCACCCGGCCACCCUGGAUAGCCUCUUCCAGCUCGUGUUUGCUGCGCUGCAGUCCGACUCGCAUGGAGAGAUGAAGCUGGCUGCAGUGCCAGUAUCAGUCCGCCGAGUCUUCGUGGCAAAUACGGUGCCGCGUAUCUCGGGUGCGCGCCUCGCCGGGACAGCUGCUUCGAAGCGGCUCGUCGAUGGGGAAUCUGAGUCGGAACAUGGCGUUACUACGUUCUCCGGAGACCUCACGUUCUGUGACGCGGGGUUCGACCGGCCUGCUGUUCUUGUCGAAGAUAUUCUGCUUCGACAGAUACUUUCCCCCACGUCGUCGAACCCUGCCGACGGUGAGAGAGAAGUUGACCACGCGGAGGAUUCCUCCUUUUACCGGACCGCUCAGAUGGUGUGGAAGGAAGAUAUCGACCAGCCAUUUAGCAGAUGGCGAGACCGUAUCCUUCAAGAGUCCUCCUUGACGGCAAGGGCAGCUUUCAUUCUCGAUCGCGUUUGCCACAAACGGGCGCAUGCGAAGAUCUUGUGUCUGGGACUCGAUGAUUCCUGGGAUGCUUUCCACGGUCAAGACGACUCCUGUAUGGCCAAGCCUGAGAAUUGCACCUUCUUCAACACUUUUCAGGACUGGGAGGACAAGCUGGGAUCCCAGAGCCAACAAUCUCCGGCUUUCAACAAGUACGACCUGGUCUUUCUCAAUUCUAGCGCCCUCGUCGAAGAGGAGCCUCGUGUCCGGAAACGUGUACCUCAGUAUGACAGGAUACUGUCAGAACUUGCGGAAAUGUGUGUUACCGAUGCAUGGUUUACCAUCAUUGGCAACGAUAAGAGCAACAAGGCAGUGGCUAAUCAGCUUCCGGAGGCUCUUGUGAAGCUGUCGGGUUGCAAGAUCAUUCUGCUGUCCGAGUCAUCUAUAGACCUGUUGUCGGGUCAUGAUAACGUCGCCCUCGCCGGACCACGUCCAAGAGGCGCUCCAGGUACAGCGGGAGAGCUCGGAGAGGCAAGACUGCUGCCGAAGCUGUGCCAGGACGGCGUACUCAUCAUCGGGCCAAAGGAUGACGGUAAACCUACGCACUCUUCCGCUGGCUUUCGUGACAAUACUCGCGAAAUGCUCAUGAACAGCUUCUCGUCACUUGGAAUUAAGUCUUGCUACAUGCCACUCGACGAAGCGGUUGCAGCUCCCGGCAAGUUGGGAAACAGACCGAUUGUCUCCCUGGUCGAGGUCGGAGCAUCAUUUGUCUACAACUGGUCCAGCAAGGAACUGGAGCAAUUCCGCACACUGGUAUCCUCGGUGUCAUGUAUCCUCUGGCUGACAACCGGUGGCUUUCUGGCGCCGUCGUCGGAAACAAUGCUCCAGUACGCGCCGAUAGUAGGCCUACUCCGGACCAUCCGAGCCGAAUUUCCAGACCUCGCGAUACCCCUUUUGGAUUUCUCGACUCACGACCGCCCUGAGGAAGCGGCGAACAUGAUCCUGGAAGUUCUUCAUAACAACUUGAUCCAUCUUGCGCGGGAGAGCGGUAGCCAGAUCGGCUCUCUAGGCAAGCAGACAAUGCCGGAAAGCGAGGUUUCUGAGCUAGACGGGCGUCUGUUUAUUCCGAGGGUAUUAGCCCACGGCGAGUCCGACCGGUUCAUCGCCAGUGAGACAUCUACCCGUCAACCAGUACAACUCACUCCGGCUGGUAAAUGCAAACUUAAGGAUAUUGGAGUGUCUGUCCAGGAAAGUCCCGAGCUCUGGGUCAGAGCCGGCGACAGCCAAGGGAAGGCCUACUGGGUCACCCGAGACCAUGAGAAGAGCAACCCGCUGGACGCCCGCAACUCGUCCAUCAGGCUUCAAUACGCAGUCACUCACACGGAUGAUUUGGUGGAAACUGUUCAUGAAAGUCCCUACAAAGCAGUCAUGGCCCAACAAACCCUUGGUGUCGUGGAGACUUUAGCGGAAGGCCGGAACAAGGACAUAUUUGACAACGUCGUCAGCCCAGGGGACGUCGUUUUCGGCAUCACACACACUCCCGUGCGGCCAAUGUUCUUCCAGGACAUGGACAGCCUAGUCCGGGUGCCCGACUCCCUCAUGAAGUCGUCAGCCGCGGUGGCGUACUGGCUUUUCCCGCUGUCCACGGCUUUUUACAUCCUCUCCGAGGCAGCUCACAUUUCCUCCGGGGAAUCUUUGCUCAUCGACGUCGGCAAUGACACGGUUCUUCAGGAGAGUCUUGUACAAGUCUCUAAGUGUCUCGGCGUUCGUAAAGUCUUCAUCUGCGCAGACGAGCCGUCUCCGGAAUCGGACUCGUCAGUCAACGACUCUGCUGUGAGGCUCCCCCGUCUCAGUCUCACAUCCGCCAGCUUGAUCCGGCAGGCUACAGGAGGAGUCAGUGUUGUCAUAUCUACGUUGAACAACCUCGGCAAUAUCCGCCGCUUCCAGAUGGUCUCGACGGACGGCGUUCGUGUGGUGGGAGUGAAUCGCUCGAGGCAAAACGAGGCUCUAAAGUCGUCUCCUUUCCUGAAAAGGGUUACUCAACUCAUCGAUCUGCACGACACGGUGGUCUUUGAUUUGAAGCACAACCUUCCUUUCCGAACAGCCCUAUGGACCGUCUUACGUUGGAUGGAGCUGGGACGCAUUACCGUUGCCCAACCCCUUCGACAACUCUCGACCGCGGAUAAGGCACUCGUAAAACCCUUCACGUCCGAUGCGGUAUCGCCGGGGCGUGGAGCAACAAAGAGAGUGCUUCUUUCGCUUACAGCAUCCGAUGUGGUGAUGUUCCAUCGGCUAAUUUCGACUCCGACGAUGCAUCUGAACAGCCACGGGAAGACUUUAGACCCAGAGGGCACUUAUAUCAUCUCCGGCGGCCUCGGAGCCCUGGGUCUUCCGCUGGCAAACAUGCUCUGCGAUCUCGGGGCGCGAAGACUUAUCCUCCUCUCGCGUUCGGGAAAGCCGACCACCACGGACGCCGUAUCUGCCCUCAAGGAGCUGGCGGCGAGAGGUUGCUACGCGGAGAUCGCGCGGUGCGACAUCACUUCAAAAGACCACGUGGAAAUGCUCGCCGAACAGCUCCAAAAACGUCAGGGCUUCCGUCUGCGCGGGGUGAUUCAAUCCGCUAUGGUGUUGGCCGACAGCACGUUCUCCAACAUGACCAUGGACCAGUGGCGGACGGCGACUGGGCCUAAGAUCCAAGGUAGCUGGAAUCUACACAACCUCGCGACGCACCUUGACGACAGAGAGGGAGGUGCCGGGCUCGACUUCUUCAUCCUCUUGUCUUCUGUGUCCGGGGUCAUUGGAAACAGUGCCCAGGCGAACUACUGUGCCGGCAACACGUUCGAAGACGCGCUGGCUCAUUUCCGGCGCGCCAACGGGUUCCCGGCUACCAGUCUCAAUAUCGGGUUAGUUUCGGAUUCAAGCCACUUCGGCAAGGGCACCAUGGAGAGUUACAGCAACGUGGAGAAGUAUCUGGCCAUGUUUGGACAUCUUGCCCCCGUGACGGUCACGACGCAGGAGGUGAUGGCGAGCGUCAAAAUGGUUGUCACACAGUCCAUGUCCAUUUCCAGCCGGUCGACUACAUGUGAUGGCGGCCCAGCACAGCUGAUUGUGGGAAUCUCCAACCGCAUUCCGCGUCACGAGGACCUGUUGAACAGGUGGCCGAUGGACCGCAAGUUCGAUCACCGCGCGUCGUCGAGCGUGGCACGAGGCUCAAGCAAUGGAGUCGGCCGGCAGAGCAGCGGGAAAUCCAAAAUCGACGAGAUGAUGGCUUCUGCGAAGGAUAUUGACCAGGCCAGACGGUUCGUCGAGGAGGUGGUCAAGGAGAAGGUGGCUCAGGCCACGGGCAUGGAACCUGACAGCAUCGAUGCCGAGAGGAGUUUGCUGGCAUACGGCAUUGACUCCCUCAAGGCGACGGAGGUACGGAACUGGGUGAAGAAGAACUUCAAGAGUGAGCUGUCCGUGUUCGAUAUCCUCUCACCGGCGCCGAUCUCAACAUUAUCUGCGAUGAUUACAACGCGCAGCAAGAUGUUUGAUGUGUUCCGUGACUCGAAGGAUGCUUCAGUUGUCACUUGCUAG